AUGAAAACUUUGCUGCUUACCUACUGUUCUCAGAGAAAAAAAACUGUCGCAGACGUCAUUAAAGCUCGGGUAAAAGACCUUAUGAUCCCAAGGUACAAGAUCGUCGUGGUGACGCAUAUCGGGCAGCUGAAUGAGCAGAGCAUGCGGAUCGGGAGCCGGUGCCUGUGGGAUCCUGCGAGUGACACGUUUUCAUCGUACGUGUUCAAGAACGCUUCGCUGUUUGCUCUUGCAAAUGUCUAUGCUGUCUACUUUGAAUAA
Opisthocomus hoazin is the source of this 258-nucleotide messenger RNA. NCBI's taxonomy places the organism in Eukaryota, Metazoa, Chordata, Aves, Opisthocomiformes, Opisthocomidae. The record is from RefSeq and is a predicted model, not a curated record.